This is a messenger RNA of Protobothrops mucrosquamatus (brown spotted pit viper), 2043 nucleotides long. RefSeq names its product podocan (gene PODN). The transcript has 9 exons. Lineage: Eukaryota; Metazoa; Chordata; Lepidosauria; Squamata; Viperidae. The record is from RefSeq and is a predicted model, not a curated record. Gene Ontology annotation, molecular function: protein binding.
CUUCCAUCACUGUCCACAAAGUUGAGUGGAAAUGUACCUGAACUUCCUAUUCCUGUUUCCGGUGCUGUGGCUAUUGGUACUUAACUCCAGCAGGAUUCAAGGCCAGAAAAACAAAAACAGCAACGAGUUCCCAGAAAAUUUUCCUGAGCUACUCAAUCAUCAAGAUACUUCCUUGGCUCCAGAUUGUCCUAAAAAAUGCACCUGCACCUCAGAAGGAAUUGUGGAUUGUGGUGGAUUUUCACUGAAGGAAUUUCCCAUGGAUGUCCCAGAAAUGACAAGCCACCUUUCCUUACAGAACAACCAGAUAGAAAAAAUCAUUCCAGAACAGCUUGCACGUCUCCCUUGGCUAGAAACAUUGAAUUUACAAAACAACAGACUCACAUCCAAAGGGCUUCCAGAGAAUACAUUUGACCAGCUGGAGAAUCUGAAUUACCUGUACCUUGCAAAUAACCAGGUUAGCAAAUCAUAGGCUUGAUUCCCAGCCUUGUUUCUGUCUAUCUCUGUCUCCUUCUGUCUCCUCUUCCCCUACCACCAUCUGUUUUCUUCUGAUAGGUCCGUCUAUCUUCACAACAAUAAGCUUGAUGAUGCCGGACUACCAGAAAACAUGUUCAAUGGUUCUGACAACGUGGAAAUCUUGAUCAUGUCCAGCAACUUCUUAAAAUAUGUUCCGAAGAAUCUACCACGAGCAUUGUAUAAGCUACAUCUUAAGAAUAACAAAUUGGAGAAGAUUCCUGUAGGAGCUUUCAAUGAGCUGUCAGAACUUCGAGAACUAUAUUUGCAGAAUAAUAAAUUAACCAAUAAGGGGAUGGACAAUGAAACCUUCUGGAAACUCUCAAGCCUUGAGUACCUGGAUUUGUCUAGCAAUAACCUUUCCCAGAUUCCACCCGGUUUGCCUCGAAACAUUGUUCUUCUCCACUUGGAGAAGAAUGCAAUAAGAUCAAUUGGUAAUGAUGUCUUGACCCAAAUCAAGAACCUGGAAUAUCUUCUGCUUCAUAAUAACAAACUGAAGGCCCGAGAGAUCCAUCCACUGGCUUUUCAUGGCCUGAAGAAAUUGCACACUGUUCAUUUGUACAACAACCUACUGGAAAAAAUCCCCAGUGGGCUGCCCAGACGAGUAAAAACUCUUAUGAUUCUCUACAAUCAGAUUUCAGAAAUUGGCAGGGAAGAUUUUGCUACCACUUAUUUCAUGGAGGAACUAAACCUGAGUUACAAUAAGAUCACUAGCUCACAGAUUCACCGGGAGUCUUUCCGUAAACUGAAACUACUGAAGUCCUUGGAUUUUUCUGGCAAUAAACUCCGCACCAUGCCUUAUGGCUUCCCCAAGAAUCUGCAAAGCCUCAAGUUAAAAAUGAAUUUGAUCAGUUCCAUUCCCAAAGGCACACUCUCUGGAAUGGCAAAGCUACAGGAGCUGUAUCUGAGUGCCAACAAAUUGAAAAACAAUUUAAUUCACAGCGGAUCAUGGAGAGAUCUCGCCAGUCUUAAGAUACUGGACAUGGCUGCCAAUCAUCUGACUUCUAUUCCAUCUGGUUUACCAGAAACUCUCGAGUAUCUGUAUCUCCAGAGCAACAAGAUCAGCACUGUGCCAGAGGAUGCCUUUGAUUCUACCCCCAAUAUAAAGGGAAUUUACCUCAGGUUUAACAAGAUUGCAUUCAGUGCUGUGAAAGAAAGCACUUUCCAAAGACUAAAGCACCUGCAAGUGCUGGACAUUGAAGGAAAUUUUGAAUUCAGUGACCCUUUGAAAAAUGAAGAUCACUCAGAGGAGGAAAUGGAGGAAGAGGACUAAGGGGAAGUGGCGUUUACCUGAAAACAAAUCUUUGCUGAUCCAAGUGUAUCCACAUGGUAGAAGAUUAAGUUAAAUGCUUUUCUAAGGACACACAUAAAUUAUCUCAUUUACUCAACCCACGCAGCUGUGACAAAAACAAAGCUCUUUAUGGCCCCACCCCAUGAAUGGCUAAGUUAGCAAAUAAACAUAUAGUUCACAAGCCUACAUCAUUAUAAUUGGUGACAUCACAGAUGAACAAGUGAUAAGGAUAGUGUAUCACA